AUGGAAAGUGACAACCAGACAUCCUUUGUGACAGAGUUUGUUCUCCUGGGACUCUCAGCCCACCCAAAGCUGGAGAAAACCUUCUUCGUGCUCAUCCUGCUGAUGUACCUGGUGAUCCUGCUGGGCAACGGGGUCCUCAUCCUGGUGACUGUGUCCACCUCCCACCUGCACACGCCCAUGUACUUCUUCUUGGGGAACCUCUCCUUCCUGGACAUCUGCUACACAACCUCCUCAGUCCCCCUCAUUCUUGACAGUUUCUUGACCCCCAGAAAAACUAUCCCCUUCUCAGCGUGUGCAGUACAGAUGUUUCUCUCCAUUUUCAUGGGAGCCACAGAGUGUGUGCUCCUCAGCAUGAUGGCGUUUGAUCGCUACGUGGCCAUCUGCAACCCCCUUAGGUACCCUGUGGUCAUGAGCAAGGCUGCCUACGUGCCCAUGGCUGCCGGCUCCUGGGUAGCUGGAGGUGCUGUCUCCAUAGUUCAAACAUCCCUUGCAAUAAGGUUGCCCUUCUGUGGGGACAAUGUCAUCAACCACUUCACCUGUGAGAUCCUGGCUGUCCUGAAACUAGCCUGUGCUGACAUCUCCAUCAAUGUGAUCAGUAUGGGGGUGACAAAUGUGAUCUUUCUAGGGGCCCCAGUUCUGUUCAUCUCUGUCUCCUACGUCUUCAUCAUCGCCACCAUCCUGAGGAUCCCCUCAGCUGAGGGGAGGAAAAAGGCCUUCUCCACCUGCUCUGCCCACCUCACCGUCGUGGUCGUCUUCUACGGGACCAUCCUUUUCAUGUAUGGGAAGCCCAAGUCUAAGGACCCCCUGGGGACAGACAAGCAGGACCUUGCAGACAAGCUCAUCUCCCUCUUCUAUGGGGUGGUGACCCCCAUGCUGAACCCCAUCAUCUACAGCCUGAGGAACAAGGACGUGAAAGCUGCUGUGAGAAACCUGGUGAGUCAGAAACGCUUCAGCCGGUGA
Messenger RNA from Tupaia belangeri chinensis (Chinese tree shrew), 960 nucleotides. RefSeq names its product olfactory receptor 13C7. Bases 1 to 960 code for a protein of 319 amino acids. Gene Ontology annotation, biological process: G protein-coupled receptor signaling pathway. Gene Ontology annotation, molecular function: G protein-coupled receptor activity; olfactory receptor activity. Gene Ontology annotation, cellular component: membrane. The record is from RefSeq and is a predicted model, not a curated record. Lineage: Eukaryota; Metazoa; Chordata; Mammalia; Scandentia; Tupaiidae. The transcript has a single exon.